AAAGAACCCACCGUUCGACCUUUGAAAAUGCUGCAAUUCCUAUCGUCGACCAGAGAACCGGAGAACCAGUUGACCUUGAGCUCUGCUCGAAAUAGACCGGCAACUCAAAUACCACAUAGAAUAAUGAGGAAAGUGGCAAUUCUUGCAGGCCCUAUUUACAGGGAUGAGGAGAGGAAAACUCGUUUUAUCGCCACUCGCAUUUUAUCUCAGCCCCGUCAGUCGAUCGCGGAGCUUCGGGAGUGCGACAUCGCAGCCUGCGCUUAAGUUGGGUACAAAUAGAUAGUGCUAUGCUGCUGUUUCUCUGGUGGAUUGCUGGCUACCUAAUACUCGUAUCUGGAGGCACAAAUCCCCCCCUUUACGCCCUGGAUCAGCCGAAUGUGGGCAGGUGCCUGGACUACUGCCACCUGAAGAACUUGCGCUUCCUCCUCUGCGUGGAUGCGGAUGGUCAGUUGUCGCACAAUCCCUACAAGGACUGCAACCGAGGAUUCUGCAAGGCCGAGGACUUUGAACUGGAAUACGAAACGGACGAGGGCAAGGAAAAGCGAAUCAAUCGCGUGGAGAAAACGGGAGUUGGCCAAAAGGCAAAUCUUAGGGAUCUCUGCCUGAACGAAAGGGGAAUUCCCAUCCGACGGAGGUGCCAAAUUCGAAAUGGAAACAGAGUUUGGCAGAGCUUGGAUCACGUGACCUGUAGAUCGGCACCGGAACUCAGCUCCAGUAUAAACCUUCUCGCUGUGAAGAGUCCUCCGGAUAUGAUUAGCCAACUGAGCAGCCUGCUGACUCAGUCUCAGGAAAAACUGGCCGCCGCCGAUGUCUUCAGUAUUUCAGAGAUUUUCGAUUCCCUGGUCAAAAAACCGGAAAGAAAUGCCACAGUAGUAGGGGACUUGAUGACGAUAUGCCAAAAAGUGAUGUCUACAGAUAAUGAAACCCUCCGUCUUUCAGCAGACGCGAAUGCCACAAAUGCUCUACUUAGCAACUUUGAGGAUUAUUUGGAUGAACUCAGUCCGUCAAUAUUAAAGUUAAACAGCACUUCUUUUGCCAACAGCACUGAGUUUACGUUCCAUCCCUUUUUUGACAUGGGUGUUAUAGUUCUAAAGACGAGCGAACUCAGUGUAUUUUUUGUGGAUCCAGAAGUGAAAAAUGUUUCUGGGAUAGUCAACUUUUCUGGUGGCAAUACGUCGCGCUUUGAAAUGCUUCACCUAUCGGAUAACGAGGAAGAUAUAAGGGCCAUGGAAAAUCUAGAAAGUGCGGUCUUUAUUCCCGAUAAACUGUGGAGCCUACUGAAGAAAAAGGGAGCCUCUUACUUAGUUUUUAAGGUCUAUACACGAGAUUCCCUUUUUGUGGAGACGGAAGAGGAUAUCAAACGACGGCCAACUAGUAAUGUUAUAUCCAUAACAAUACCAGGAUUGGAUGAUAACAAGCUACCAGAAAAGUUGCCUUUUUUCCUGCGCAAUGCAAAGGCGAAUCAAACUCAGUCUGAGGGCGGAUGUGGCUACUGGAACUAUGAGACCUGGCUUAGCGAUGGAAUAUCCACCUGCGGCGGAGGCAGCUUGGAGACCUCAUCGCACCCAGUGAUACUCUGCCAUGCGGAUCAUCUGACCCAGUUUACAUUUCUACUGGGAGUCAGCAAAAUGCAGGCUGGUCUGGACGCCAAUGAAGAUGAUCACUCCUUGGAUGUAAUCACCAAUGUGGGCUUGACCCUUUCUCUACUAGGACUUCUAAUGAUUUUUGUCACUGCAGCUGUGUUUAAGAGCUUCCGCACUUUAGCCUCCACGAAGAUAUUGCUGAAUCUCUGUACCGCCCUGGGUCUUCAGUUGAUAUUCUUCCUGAUCAUGAGUCAAAGCCAUUUGCUGGAGCAGCUGGAGCAAUCUGAAUCGGAACGAUGUACUUUGGUUGGAGCCGUGAUGCAAUAUCUACUGCUGGUUGUCUUCAGCUGGAUGUUUAUCAUUGGAUUUCUGCAGUAUCAAAGAUAUGUCCGGGUCAUUGGCGUCAAUCACCCACGACAUUACAUACUAAUGUCGGCGGUAGCGGCCUGGACAUUGCCACUUAUACCCACCUUGUUGGUGGUUUUUCUGGAACCCGAUUCCUACAGGCCCAGUAACUCGUCGAUGGACUAUCCCAUCCUCUGUUAUCCCUCAGGAUAUGCCUUAAGUCUGGGAGUCAUAAUGCCUAUUGGCCUUAUCACGGUGGCCAAUGCAAUAUUGGUGGGAUACAUCUCAUGGAGUGUCUAUACAGCCCUGUUCAAACGUGAUCUGAUCUUCAAGCAACUGGGUCUGUUUGUGCUGCUCUUUUUUCUCUUGGGCAUAACUUGGAUUUUUGGACUGUGUACCUAUUUCGGUUUUGGAAGGGUCUUCGCCUACUUGUUCUGCCUGACAGCCACUCUGCAGGGAUUCGUUUUAUUCCUUUACUUUAUAGUAUUUAACAAGGAAAACCAGCGGGCCUGGUUGGGUCUCUGUUGCAACUCGUGCAAGAAGAGAAAUCAGGAAACUAUACAAAUGCGCACGGACUCGAUUUUCCAAGGCCUGAGCCAUUCAUCAACUAACAGUACUAGUAUUUAGUAUUGAUUAGUAUAGUUUACUAUUAAGUUUGUAUUAGGAAAACAAAUUGUAUAUAAAUUCUACAUACUAUCUUUAAAUUUCUAAAUUA
Molecule: messenger RNA, 2643 nt
Organism: Drosophila erecta
Lineage: Eukaryota; Metazoa; Arthropoda; Insecta; Diptera; Drosophilidae
Product: adhesion G-protein coupled receptor G2
Exons: 2
Coding region: 288-2555 (755 amino acids)
Biological process (GO): cell surface receptor signaling pathway; G protein-coupled receptor signaling pathway
Cellular component (GO): membrane
Molecular function (GO): G protein-coupled receptor activity
Source: RefSeq, a predicted model, not a curated record